Messenger RNA from Octopus bimaculoides (California two-spot octopus), 4217 nucleotides. Its product is annotated as E3 ubiquitin-protein ligase HACE1. Gene Ontology annotation, cellular component: Golgi membrane; nucleus; cytoplasm. Gene Ontology annotation, biological process: Golgi organization; protein polyubiquitination; ubiquitin-dependent protein catabolic process. Gene Ontology annotation, molecular function: ubiquitin protein ligase activity; protein binding. The record is from RefSeq and is a predicted model, not a curated record. NCBI's taxonomy places the organism in Eukaryota, Metazoa, Mollusca, Cephalopoda, Octopoda, Octopodidae.
CGCUAUUUGUAUUUUCAUUAAUAGAAGAGUUAUCCACCACUUAUUCCCACCAAGGAACUGGUGCUGUUCAGGUGUGGCUGUUAUUUAUUUUUAUGCCAACAUCACGAUGGAUCUAUUUAAUCACAGUAUUUCUUGUUUUAUUACUGACAUUGAAAGAGAGAGAAAAAGAAAAAGCGAAAGGAUGUAAAUUCGAAAUGGAUAUGUUAUAUAUGAUGAAAUGAGGCGAGAUUCAUGAUUGCUUCCUCAGCAAACCAGGAAACAAGCUGCGACCACCAAACAUUGACAAAUGAAUAAAACGGCAAAUGGCAAACUAGGAAAAUAAACCUUUAACCAUGGAAUAGAGUAUUUUAUAUCAUCGAUGGGAACAUAUAAUAAAACCCCCGACUCUGACGAUUUUUAGUUAGUUUUAAAAGCCUCGCGUCUUUAUCCGUUCGCGUUUCUGUUUACAUAUUACGUGACAAUAUAUAUAUAUACACACAAAUAUACACUUCUUGCACAUGUUUAUUUAUAUAUAGUUUCGUGUCCUGUGUUGGAAGUAGCGUAGGCUCUUUAUGCUAUCCAAACACACUAAGUAAUGUGGAUGUGAUUAAAUAAGAUCAAAAUAAAGAUCCUUAUUGAAUUAGUUCUUAGAAUCAAACAACCCAAACCUAUAUAACGGGGGGUCCAAAAUACUGUUGUGUUGUUUUCUUUUUCUGGAAGAGGAAGCAACCGAGCAGAAAGUUGAAAAAACAAAAAGGAAAAAUGGAAUUUCUGCAAAAUUUAGCAAGUUCAUUAAAAAAUGCUCGUACUGUUGAAUUGCCUUACGAUGACAGAUCUGCAUUUUAUAUGCUUAUGACCAUGGUGGUGGCUAACCAACACAAAUCUGUGUUGGACUUACUGCAAAAUUCUCUCUUUGAUGUGAAUUAUGCAUGUGGACGUGCACAACGGAACCUUCUGCAUAUUGCUGCCAACUGUGGAAGCUAUGAAUGCCUAAGUCUACUGCUUAAAAAAGGUGCAACAGUCAACGCUAGGGAUGUCUCAGGAUGUACUCCUUUACAUCUUGCUGCACGUAAUGGCAAAAGGAAAUGUCUUAACAAACUGCUAGAACAUGAUGCUGACAUCAACAUUAGAAAUAACGAAGGGCUUACAACGAUCCAUUGGUUGGCUGUUAAUGGCCGGACUGAGUUAUUACAUGAUCUCCUCUUGUAUGUUAAUGAUGUUGACAUAGAGGAUAGCCAAGGUCAAACAGCAAUUCAUGUGGCAUGUCAGAAUGGACACAACUCGAUAGUGGUGUGUUUAUUAGACAAUGGCUCAGAUAUAAACAGAUCUAAUCAUUUUGGUUCAACCCCAUUACAUUUUGCUUGCAGCCAUGGACAAAGAGAUACAGCUUUCAUCUUACUGAAUCGAGGAGCUAAGUUUUUGCCUGAUAAAAAGGGUAGGACUCCCCUUGAUGUCACGGUUGAGGGAGGUUAUGGUGAAACAUGUGCCCUGCUGCUUUCUUCUCUGCCACGCCUCUUUGAUUCUUUGAUUCAAAUGACACAGAAAGAAAACAUAAAGGAAAAAAUGCUCUACCGUGUCUUGUCUCACCUGUGUCAGCAUCAGAGUAAAGAAACAGCUGAUAGAAUAUUGUUAGGACUUGCUGAACAAGCUUUUAGUAUUGGACAGAAGUUAUUCAGUGUUUCGAGUUCUCUAGAAUCUGAAGUACAAUGCUUAUUAAGAUGUAUCAAUUUUCUGUGUAAACUUUAUCAACAAGUUUACACGACAAAGACCAAAACCAAAUCUCAUAAUUUAGUCCCUUUGAAUGGUACGUCAGCUGCUAACCUCAAAGCCAAUAAAAUCUUCAUGCCAUUAGAAGUCUUAUGGAAGUUACUUGGAGACUGGCUUAACCUUCUGGAAGAAGAAUUCAAUAACAUUAGCACCAAACAGGCUGGUGAAGGACCACAAACGCAGGGGGAGGGGACAAAAAUCAAACCUGCAGAUGUGGGUGAAUCUGUUGAGGUGUCUAAAGAUCAGGAUAAUAAAGAAGCAUCUGAAGACAAUAUAGAUGAAGAUUCUUGUACCGAGAAUACGGAAGAAGGAGAAACAUCCUUGACUGAAGAACCAAAACAGAGCGAAGCAGUAGUUCCAGAAGAAGGAUCUGAAAGUAAAGAUGUGACAGAAAACGACUCCAGUGCAACAACACUUAACAUUAAGGCUCUGCCUGUUAGAAAUGAAGAUAUUAUCACUGCCACGGUGCCCCGAAUAUGUGCUGUUAUACAGGCUUUUUAUCAGUGUUGUACAUGUUUGACACCAAAACCGCUGACACCACCAACGUUCAUAGAUUUUGUUAGCCGUCAUAAUAAAGUAUUGAAGUCUCUUGUUGCCAGGAACCCCAAAGUUAUUUUUGAUCAUUUUCAUUUUUUACUUGAAUGCCCUGAAUUGAUGUCUCAGUUCCUUCAUAUCAUUAAGGCACAGCCUUUUGAAGCUCGACAGGAGUGGUUCUAUGAAAACCUCCACCCUGAAGAUUACAACAAUGAUAUGUUUGAUUCUCCAACUUCACAGGAGUCAUUAGUUAUUGAUCGACAACGUGUCUUUGACAGUAGUUGUGAGAUGUUGCACAAAAUAAAUUCUGGCAAAUUAAAGAAAAACAUUUCUGUGAAAUUUGAAGGAGAAAAAGGAAUGGGUUUGGGAGUCGUUAGAGAAUGGUUUGAUGUUUUAUCUAAAGAAAUUCUCAACCCAGAUUAUGCAUUAUUUACACAAUCUACGGAUGGUUGUACAUUCCAACCAAACAGCAAUUCCUCUAUAAAUCCUGAUCAUCUGAAUUAUUUCCGUUUUGCUGGUCAUAUCCUUGGUUUGGCUCUCUAUCAUCGACAACUGCUAAAUAUUUACUUCACUCGGUCAUUCUAUAAACAUAUUUUAGGAAUUCCUGUAAAUUACAAAGAUGUUUCCUCUAUUGAUCCGGAAUAUGCAAAGAAUCUCCAGUGGUUACUUGAUCACGAAAUCAACAACUUGGGAUUGAACCUAACAUUCUCCGUACAAACUGAUGUCUUUGGUAUGUUACAAGAAAUUGAAUUGAAGCCUGGUGGCAGUAAACUGACCGUCAACGACAGCAAUAAGCACGAAUAUGUCCAAUUGGUCACUGAACUGAGAAUGACAAAAGCAAUCCAACCCCAAAUUAAUAGUUUCCUACAGGGCUUUCAUGAAUACAUUCCACAGUCACUGGUACAGAUGUUUAAUGAAUAUGAAUUGGAGCUGAUGUUAUCUGGUCUUCCAACUAUUGAUCUACUGGACUGGAAAGAGAAUACAGUCUAUAGUACUUAUAAUAAGGAUUCUCAAGUGAUUAAAUGGUUCUGGGACGUCCUUGAUGAAAUCUCUGUACCAGAACGCAUCAUGCUGCUACAAUUUGUAACUGGCAGUUCUCGAGUGCCAUAUGGAGGGUUUGCUAAUCUAAAUGGCGUUGGAACCACUCAAAAGUUUUCUGUCAACCACAUGGCUUAUAGUCCUGGAUGUUUACCAACUGCCAGCACCUGUAUCAAUUUAAUGCGUCUACCUGAUUAUCCCACCAUGGAAGAGCUAAGAGAUAGACUCCUUGUUGCUAUUCACUGUGGUAGUCAAGGAUACGGAGUUGCUUAGAUGUCAAAACAUUUAAAGAGUGAAUUUUUUUUUCAUUGAGAUCCAUUCUUUAUUCAUUAUUUCAAGAAAUUUAUCUUACAGUUUUUAUCGCUACUCUAGCUCUAAUUACAGCUAAUUAAAAAUGGUACACGUGAAAUAUGGUAGCCCUGUUUACAGCUAAUUAAAAUAUAGCUCAAAGCAAUUUAAAACCGGUGCAAUUUUUAAUCAUUCUUUCAAAAAAAUAAUGGAUCCACCUAAAUUUUUUUUUUUUAAUUAUUAUUUAAAGGUGAAAUGUGUUUGGGUCAGAAACCUUUCUUAGACUUUUUUAAAUUUUAUUUAACAGAUAAUUCUACUGCUUAUAGCUAGCUAUAAUAUAAUAUGCAGUAUAAUAAUGCUGACAUAAACUUAUAUAUUUAUAGUGAAGAGUAAAACAGGAAUAGUCAGCGUUCAACAAUAAAUUAUGAUUUUAAUCCAUUCCCCUAAAAAACAAAAAAUGAAAAAGAAGCAAGUGUCCUUGGAUAUUUGUACAUCAACAGAUGAAACUGUCAACCCACACUCCGCAAUCUAUUUAAAAAAAUAUUGAAAACAUUUAUAUAAAAUAAAUUAUUCUAUUUAAAACUCGAAAUAAACGAACCAUUUAUAAAAUA